AUGCUCAUAUCAAAAUUCUGCAAGAUUACUAGCUGCCAUAAGCUUCUUCCAGCUGACAAAGAACCUACAACCUCUGAGCUACCUCCUACUACGACUAGAGCAGCCUCGACAACUGCUAGUAAUGACUUGUCUACCACAACGAUUGAUGAAGAUGCUGAACCGUUUGAUCUUGAGAAGCUUUCCGGUGUUUUCGAACAGGACGGCUCCUUCAUUCCCGAUCAUCUGGUCAAUCAGCCAUCAGUUGAACCAGUCUUCCCAAGAGUCGAGCUGCCAGAGGAGAGCACCGAGUUAAUUGGUGGUGAUCAGCGGGCAAAGCAGACCACAACAACAUCAACCACAUCAAGCAUUUCGUCGUCAAGCACCACGGAGCAGCCAACAUUCGUCUUGGACUCAAAGCCAACCACUGUGCUUGUAGACUUCCAUCAAGAUCAAGCCACAUCUACAGCUGCGCCAAAGGCUGAUCUACCGUUUAAUCCCCAGCUUCAUCCAAUUGUAAUCCAGCCUAUUGUUACAAAAACGACCAUCAAUGAAGUGUUCCAAAUCUCUCGACAGCCUGGAAUCGACUCUGAUGAUGGACCUCGUCUUGUUCCUGUACAGCACACUGAAAUCUUACCGAAACAGGAGGAAACCUCAACCUCAUCACAAUCAGUCACUCAGGAGGUGAUAACUACACCGUUAACGCAUACUGAGGAAGAACAAACUGUUGCUCCUACAACGUCGACGACGUCAACUGCAGUACCAGUACAGUUCCCUGUAUUCGAGCAUAUACCGCAGCCUGAGCCUGGUCCACGGCCCGAACCGGCUCCACAACCCGAGCCAGAACCAUCCUCUGAGUCUCGUCCACAGCCAGCAGUACCUCAACCGGAACCUGAACCACAGCCACAACCAGAGGCUCCGUUACAGCCUCAACCUCAACCUGAGCCACAGCCAGAGCCAGUGGUC
Molecule: messenger RNA, 942 nt
Organism: Strongylus vulgaris
Lineage: Eukaryota; Metazoa; Nematoda; Chromadorea; Rhabditida; Strongylidae
Source: the annotation of a GenBank genome assembly